Psilocybe cubensis is the source of this 2538-nucleotide messenger RNA. RefSeq lists its product as uncharacterized. Gene Ontology annotation, cellular component: Golgi apparatus; COG complex. The record is from RefSeq and is a predicted model, not a curated record. NCBI's taxonomy places the organism in Eukaryota, Fungi, Basidiomycota, Agaricomycetes, Agaricales, Agrocybaceae. The transcript has 12 exons. Gene Ontology annotation, biological process: intra-Golgi vesicle-mediated transport. The coding region runs from base 1 to 2538 and encodes 845 amino acids.
AUGUCAACACUAAACAGUGUUUCUUCCGCGCGGUCCAUAGUGUCAGCCAAGUCCAAUGGACAUAACCUAUCUGAAAAGUCUCAAUAUAUCUCUUCUUUGCCGCCGCCGGUUUACACUGCAACAUUCCAGCACACCUUGACCUCGGCAAAGCCCCCCAAUGAUGGACUGAAUCUCACUCCAGAUGAAUUAUUCACGAGGCAGACUGUGUCGGAAGUGAGGGCUGUUCAACAACGGUUGAGAGCAGAUGCCGAGGCGAAACAAGAGGAGCUGCGGCUCAUGGUUGGCGAACGCUACCGAGAUCUACUGCAAGCCUCGUCGUCAAUUAUUUCCAUUGCUUCAUCGUCACGUCGCGUACUAAAAGCGAUUGAAGAGUGUAAGGAUGCCAUUGUAUCUCAAGAUACCUUGCGAACCCCGCCAAAGGCCACUGCAAUAGAUGGAAUAGAUGUAGACGCCCAUCUCCUCACCCUGCAGGAGUUGUCUGCCCACAUGAAACUACUUUUGGACGCGCCAGAGCAUCUAUGGCGUCUUAUAGAACGUAAACAAUACUACCAAGCCGCAUGGUUAUUCCUGCUAGCCCGUGUCGUUCACCGAACACUCUAUCUGAUUGUAGAUGUCUACCAGGCCGAGUUUCCACUUGUACAACGCCAAUGGGAUGUGGUAUCUCAAUUCCGUUCUCAAAUUAUUCAUAAAUCAACUCUUUCACUGCGAGACUCGUCUCAAUCGAACUCAGACACAUGUGCGAUUCUUGUUACCCUACAUCUUCUAGACUCGAGACCAUUAAAUGAUGCCUUGUCGGCUUUAUUUCUACAACGCUCAAAGACCCUAAAGUCGCUUCUUUCGUGGAAUCCGGAUUCUACAUCCAGCUCUUCUUCACAAGCAAACGGCCAAAUCUCUUCGUCAAAAACAAUUCCCGUAAGGGAAGUGACACAGGCCAUGAAAAAUUCAUUGAAUACUAUCUCUCAAACAGUGUGCACCGUGAGGGUCAUUUUCCAAGAUCAACCAUCGCGUCCAUCACUUAUCUAUCGUGUAUUGGAAUCUAUACAAGAAAAAUUCACCAAUCCAGAUGAUGGGAAUGAAUCCCUACCUGAAGAACUCCGUCUUUCUACCCAGUCUCUCCUUACACACCUUACCUCUUCGGCAAAUUUUCAAUUGUUACCGCCUAAUUUGCGAACAUACGCUCCCUACGUUGAUCUAAAUUCCUCUUCAAUCACCAUAUCGCAAAAAGGAUUCUCACAGAGGCUAAAGGAGUGGUUUAAUGAUUCUUGUACCCAGUGGCGACAAGCUGCAAAGGAAUGGUUUUCUGGGCUACAGUCAGUGAAGGAUGUUUGGACUGUACGAAAUUCUAUGAAACGCUGCAUCUCAGGGUCAGGUCUAAUCGAAACGGAGAAAGGAUGCCUAGAUUCUGACUUGGAAUCUCUCUGUCAUGAGAGGAUCACAGAGAUAUGGACAAAAGCUCUUUUGGAUUCUGAAGCAACAUGCCAGAGACGUUUGAGAGAAAACCCCACUCCCGUACCAGUUCUCUCUCAAACCGCCAGGUCGUUUAUUGGAGCUCCAUUUCAAAAGUAUCAAGUAUCACUAAAAAGACAGCUUGUUGGACGCUCUCUACAGCUUGAUAACGUCAUUUCUACUCUUGAACAAUGCGCGAGAACUAUUCAGCUUGAUUUCGCGCAUCUCAGAGGAGGAGACCAAAUGACAGGGCCGAUCGUAGAACAACUAAAAGAAACAUACCGUCCAAAAGCAACUGACCUGUCCAAUAGAGUGUCAGCUUUUAUUAAUGAAACGGCCAUGCAGGCAAUAGGUUCCACUGCUCCGAAUCUUGCUGGAUUGGCAUUUUUAGGCAGAGUCACAGCUGACCUUACUUAUUCUUCCUCGUUCAUUCGCGAAAUAGGAUGUGAUCAUACAAGUGCGCAAGAUUUUAAGAAAUCUAUGACUACUAUCAAUGAGAUAGUGGUCCAAAAAUGGCGUGAGAUUACCAUCGGCCGCAUUCUAGAAUUAUGGAGACCCAGCAUACAAAAACGGCCCUCUCAAAUAUCAGCCGGUCCUUCCACCCAUGUGUUCAAGGCGUUGCUCUCUAUAUGCGAGAGUGUGCGUCAGUUAGGCGUCUUCCGCGACCCAACACAACAGAAUUUUGUGGCACAAGACAUUUUGCGUUCUUUUAUAAGACUGUGGCUUGAAGAGGGGCAUCGGCCUAACGGAGAAAAAAAUGCGCACGAUAUCGCAUUUCUUCAGAAGCUAUCCAACUUAUACGGUGAUCCCUGGGCAGAUAUAUCCGAACUCCUGGAAAAAGAAUUGGAACAUUGUGUUCGUAACGUCGAUGAACUCACUCGGGGCGACAUUUUGAAAGCAGCGUCAGAAUAUUUAGCACGGUCACAGACUUUACUUUCUGUUAUUAUCCCUCCGCCGUCUACGCCAGCUUUUGAAACACCUUUUCUACAAGUCGGUGUUCCUUCCAUCGGACAAAUUCAACAGUCUGCCAUCGACCUCGCCAAGCCUAGUCCACGGUUUGGGUUGUUGCUAGUAGGGAAUGUUGAGCGUUAA